Dujonia railenensis is the source of this 498-nucleotide messenger RNA. The record is from the annotation of a GenBank genome assembly. NCBI's taxonomy places the organism in Eukaryota, Fungi, Ascomycota, Pichiomycetes, Serinales, Debaryomycetaceae.
AUGCGCUCGUUCAGAUUAUUACAAAAGAUUCUCUUAUUUGGAUUAUUAUCUCCCUCUUCAUCUAUUCACUUUAACUUAAAUACUAACGUCAUUUUAGCCGGUAAGGGUAGAAUCGGUAAGCACAGAAAGCAUCCCGGUGGUAGAGGUAUGGCCGGUGGUCAACAUCACCACAGAACUAACUUGGAUAAGUACCAUCCAGGUUACUUCGGUAAGGUCGGUAUGAGAUACUUCCACAAGCAACAAAACCACUUCUGGAGACCAGAAAUCAACUUGGACAAAUUAUGGACUUUAAUUGAAGAAGAAAAGAAGGACGAAUACUUAAAGUCUGCUUCUUCAUCUGCUGCCCCAGUCAUCGACACCUUAGCCCACGGUUACGGUAAGGUUUUAGGUAAGGGUAGAUUACCAGAAGUUCCAGUCAUUGUCAGAGCUAGAUUCGUUUCUAAGUUAGCUGAAGAAAAGAUUAGAGCUGUUGGUGGUGUUGUUGAAUUAAUCGCUUAA